Molecule: messenger RNA, 928 nt
Organism: Lactuca virosa
Lineage: Eukaryota; Viridiplantae; Streptophyta; Magnoliopsida; Asterales; Asteraceae
Source: the annotation of a GenBank genome assembly
AUAAAAACCGUCAACAUGGAUCCUUCCUUUCUUUCACUAAAAUGGCGACCACUCUCUCGCCUACUACUUCCGUCACUUUUCACCGAUUCUCCGGCCACCAGUCUCUCAGCGAUUUCCGAUCAAAAAGGUACCUGAAUUUCACGAAACUCCAGUGCACCGGAGGAGGAGACAACACAACAAGUACGGAUUCAUCCGCCACCGGUCAAGUCUCCGAGUCCGGAAACCUACUGCUCAAAACCGCUUGGUAUGGCUCCGAGCUUCUCGGAAUUGCUGCCUCGUUUUUCCGUUCACCGGAGAACAUCGAUGACGGAGCCAAUAGAGGCAUCGAGCUUGCUGGAGAUAGAGUCGGAGUAAUUGACCGAUCAAUUAUCGUUGAAACUAUCAAAGAGGAUUAUCAGAGGUCGUAUUUCGUCACAGGUGCUCUUACACUAGACGCAUAUGAAGACGACUGUGAAUUUGCAGAUCCAGCAGGUUCGUUUAAAGGUCUACGUCGAUUCAAAAGAAAUUGCACAAAUUUUGGGUCUCUUAUUGAGAAAUCAAACAUGAAGCUCAUGAAAUGGGAGGAUUUUGAGGAUAAAGGAAUUGGGCAUUGGCGUUUCAGUUGCACCAUGUCAUUUCCAUGGAAACCUAUUCUUUCAGCUACAGGUUACACGGAGUAUUACAUUAGCAAAGAAUCAGGAAAAGUAUGCAGGCAUGUGGAGCAUUGGAAUGUGCCAAAGAUGGCAUUAUUCAAACAACUUCUAAAACCUAGUAGAGGAUUUUGGGGCAACAACAAACUAGGCUAAACGUUGCCUAUAUUCAUUCAUCCUGUAUAUAUAAUUAAUUAUAUAUGAUAUAAUUUUAUUCUACAUAACACAGAGAAUUCAUGGAUAUAUAUAUAUAUUUGGUUGGGCUUAUUCGGUUUGCGAUAUAGGUCGAGCUUUAAUUA